Molecule: messenger RNA, 594 nt
Organism: Metarhizium album ARSEF 1941
Lineage: Eukaryota; Fungi; Ascomycota; Sordariomycetes; Hypocreales; Clavicipitaceae
Product: acetyltransferase
Exons: 3
Coding region: 1-594 (197 amino acids)
Cellular component (GO): cytoplasm
Molecular function (GO): aralkylamine N-acetyltransferase activity
Source: RefSeq, a predicted model, not a curated record
AUGACGGCGUACAUUCGUCCUUUGUCCUCCAGAGACCUGGAUCGCUGCGCAGCACUAGAGUCUGCUGCCUUUCCGCCGUCACAGGCGGCAACGUACGAAAAGGUACCGCGGCUCCCGCCAAAUGACGCUGCCAUGUGCCAGCGGCUAACGUCGUCUCAAUCAAGAUUGGUUACCGACUUCCAGGUCCUCUCAUCCGCCCAGGCAGCGAGCGUCAAUGACGGCACAUUGGUUGCUCACACGAUUGCCACCAGGGCCAAGUCCACGCUCAUUGUCGACCAGGACAUGGACUACCCCAAGGAUUGGAAGGCCAACCCGAGAGCUGUGGCCGGCGUUGGCCACCAGCCGUCCGGGACAAGUGUCGCGUUGCACUCACUGGCCGUUUCGCCGGACCACCAAAGGCGAGGGCUGGGGAAGCUUCUGAUGGGGAAGUAUAUUGAGCAAGUGAAGCGGAUAGAAGGAGUCGAGAGGAUUGCCAUCUUGACCUACGAUAGGCUGGUCCCUUACUAUGAGAAGCUGGGGUUCAAGAAUCACGGCAAGAGCGCGGCUACGUACGCCGGCGUUUCGUGGUACGAUCUGACCUACGACUUCUCCUAG